GAAAGCCAACCGAGGAGGAGAAGCCACUCACAAGGAGCAAUCUCAGAUGAGGAGUGUUCUUGGCUCCUUGAACUGGAUUGUGCGUGUCAACCGGCCUGAUCUGGCCUACGACACCAGCCGACUACAAAGCUGUGUUCAGAAGCCCUGUGUCCAAGAUUUGGUGGACUGCAACUCACUGCUCAGGAGGGCGAUGCUCAGCAAGGAUCAGCGGCUGACCUACGUGUGGCGCCCCUUCAAGUUUGAAGAGCUCAAGAUCCUCUCCAUCACCGACGCGAGCCAUGCCAACGACCAUGACCUCUCGUCGACUGGACAGCGCCUUGGCUUUCGCUCCCAAUCUGGGAGGAUUCUGGCCUUCUGUGGGCCAGACUUCAUUGCCAAGAGUGGAGGCCCGAUCCACAUCUUGGAAUGGAAGAGCUCCGUGAUUCGACGGGUGUGUCGAAGCACACUUCAGGCUGAGAGCCUGAGUAUGCUGGCUGGCUAUGAGGACGGGGAACACCUGAGGAUGAUCCUGGAUGGACUACAUCAUGGCCACGAUCAAGGUGAUCCCAACUGGAGGAUGAGAGCCCAGGACGGGACAGAUCUGAUCAAGCUGACAGACUGUCGCAGUCUGUCCGACCACUUGACACAACAAGGGCUCGGAGAGGUUAACGACAAGAGACUCGCAAUCGACCUUUGCGGGAUGCGCCAGAUGAUCUGGCGUCGACGCCAUGAGGAAGUGGGCGACCCGCUGUUCAGCGACCAGCCGCCGAAGGAUGGCAGCACCCGAGUGCUGUGGAUCAGCACGAAGACGAUGCUGUCGGACGCCCUCACGAAGCACAUGGACGCAAGCGACGUCCGAGCGGCCAUGAAUGGCCUUUCCUUGAAGAUCGAGCUGCAAGGGUCCAAGAGCGAUCGAGGUCAGAAGAAAGACGAAUGUGAAAACGAAGAUGAAACCAGGAACAUGUCAUGCACUGACCCGGAUUGCUCAUGGACCUGA
This is a messenger RNA of Durusdinium trenchii, 976 nucleotides long. Lineage: Eukaryota; Dinophyceae; Suessiales; Symbiodiniaceae. The record is from the annotation of a GenBank genome assembly.